AUGCAGCGCAGAAGUCGCUCGUGGGGUCCGCGCGCGGCCGCAACUGUGAAGGUGCUGCUGGCAUGGGGCGCCGACCCCACUGCGAGAGCCAAUGGCCAGACGCCGUUCGAGAUGACGCCCAAUCAUCCGACGUGCAAGCCGCUGCCAAAGGACCACAGGUUCACCAUUCAGGAUUGCCAGGAGGUGUGCAAGGUGCUGCGCGACGGCUUGCCCGCAGCAGAGAAGGCGGCCAUCAAGGCCGGCAAGCUGCUGGACGACGGCUCCAGGGACUUGCCAAAGUGCUGCGCCAAUAGGACCUCGACAAACAUCACACUGACCCAGUGCUGCUUCUGA
This is a messenger RNA of Monoraphidium neglectum, 333 nucleotides long. RefSeq lists its product as hypothetical. The record is from RefSeq and is a predicted model, not a curated record. Bases 1 to 333 code for a protein of 110 amino acids. The transcript is spliced from 3 exons. Lineage: Eukaryota; Viridiplantae; Chlorophyta; Chlorophyceae; Sphaeropleales; Selenastraceae.